CUUAAGGAAUAAUACAUUUUUCCUACAGUAGUGAAUGCGGACAUAUUCCACUAGAAUGCAAUUGGAUGGCAUCAAGUCUAUUUAAUGCAACACUUCGUUAAACAGAAUAUUUUCCCCAAACCCAAAGCACCUAAAAGUUUAAUUCAAAAGACUUUGGAAAUGGGAGGAGGAGAGAGGAGAAUUAAGAAUGAAACAUACCUUAGUGGGAAGUGAACUUUUAAAAAUGAUUUUUAAAGAAUCAAGGGCCCAACUUCUUGAGUACUUCAGUCAACGGAUCACAAGUUUUUGUUAGUUUUAUUGGAGGAGAAACAAAGUAAAAACUAACAGUUCUGAGGAUAAGCAAAAAAUACUGGGAAUACCUGUCUCCUCACACUGAGGCGCGUUUUAUGAAUAACUUCAGCCGGCUAACAUACCUUCCUGCAAAACAUAGCCAAGAUGUAAAUUGAAAAGUGGCAGAGGUGUGGCAUGUUUCAAAAGUUUAAACUCUGCUUAUGAGAGACCGCAGUCCCAGCUGGGAGCUCCGGAAGGGAGUCAUCAGUCCUUCAGUCAGAUGCCCCUGCAGGAAGGUUGCCGCUGAGGUAGGAACUGACCCUGCAGCUGGAGAGGACGCCCGGGAGUGAAGGGCCGGGUUCUGGGACCCAGCAAGGUUCGUGGCGGAGAGAUGCUGAUCGCGCCGAACUGACCGGUGCGGCCCGGGUGUGAGUGGCGAGUCUCCCUGAGUCCUCCCCAGCGGCGUGGCGGGCGCCGGCUCGGUGCGUGAGCCCUUCAGUUCCCCGACUUUGAGAGGCGUCUCUCCCCCGCCCGACAGUCCAGAUGCGGUUUCGCCUUUUCUCCUUUGCUCUCAUCAUUCUGAACUGUAUGGAUUACAGCCACUGCCAAGGCAACCGAUGGAGACGCAGUAAGCGAGGUGGGUCCCUGUCUGCCAAAGCUAGUUAUGCAUCAAAUCCCAUUUGCAAGGGCUGUUUGUCUUGUUCAAAGGACAAUGGGUGCAGCCGAUGUCAACAGAAGUUGUUCUUCUUCCUUCGAAGAGAAGGGAUGCGCCAGUAUGGAGAGUGCCUGCAUUCCUGCCCAUCUGGGUACUAUGGACACCGAGCCCCAGAUAUGAACAGAUGUGCAAGAUGCAGAAUAGAAAACUGUGAUUCUUGCUUUAGCAAAGACUUUUGUACCAAGUGCAAAGUAGGCUUUUAUUUGCAUAGAGGCCGUUGCUUUGAUGAAUGUCCAGAUGGGUUUGCACCAUUAGAAGAAACCAUGGAAUGUGUGGAAGGAUGUGAAGUUGGUCAUUGGAGUGAAUGGGGAACUUGUAGCCGAAAUAAUCGCACAUGUGGAUUUAAAUGGGGUCUGGAAACCAGAACACGGCAAAUUAUUAAAAAGCCAGCAAAAGACACAAUACCAUGUCCAACCAUUGCUGAAUCCAGGAGAUGCAAGAUGGCAAUGAGGCAUUGUCCGGGAGGGAAGAGAACACCAAAGGUGAAGGAGAAGAGGAACAAGAAGAAGAAAAAGAAGUUGAUAGAAAGAGCCCAGGAGCAACACAGCGUCUUCCUAGCUACAGACAGAGCUAACCAAUAAAACAAGAGACAUACCUAUUAGAUUUUUGGGGGUUUUUGUUUUUGCAAACGUGCACAAAGCUACUCUCCACUCCUGCACUCUGGUGUGCAGCCUUUGUGCUGCUCUGCCCAGUAUCUGUUCCCAGUAACAUGGUGAAAGGAAGCACCACCAGCGUGGCCCCUGUGUUAUUUAUGCUUUGAUUUGAAUCUGGAGACUGUGAAGGCAGGAGGAAGUGCACAGCCCAUGACUUGGCUCAGUGCGUGCUGAGAAUCCGUCCCCGGCGCCAUGGACAGGCAAGAGGUGUGAGGCUACAGGCCACCGCUGGAGGACGGACUUGUGCCUAUUUAUGAUGUGAAAGAAGAUGCUUGGCAGGCAAUGCGCUAUUCACUUGUGACCUUUAUUUCUCACGUUGUGCAUUUUCAAGGAUACGUUUAUGUGGAUAUCUGCUUAGUGUUACCAUGUGGUAUUCUCAGCCUCUGUUAACUUCACACUGUUGUGCAAUGAAACUGCUUUUAGCUGAGGAUACGCUCUGGAAGUUCCUGCUUAGUUUCACAGCAGCCCUAACAUGUAUAUAUUCUGCGGGGGCUACAUAACAAGCUCUUACUUACUGUAUAUUUAUGCUUUCUUGUGUGUAACAAGUCAUACCUGAUUAAUAUGAUGUCACUUUGUUUCUAGUGGUUCCUAACCCAUUGUCUGGUAAAUUACUUUUCUAGUUUGGGGAAUUGACAAAUGUUUUGUUGCCUCUUGAAACUUUUUUUUCCCCCUCAUUGUGGGCGUAUUUCUUAUUGUAAGGGUAGGAUAAACUAGUUUUUGUAUAUAGAUCAAAUGACCACAGUCAAAGAGUUUGUAUAUUGGAUAGACCUUCCCCACGCCACAUGCCCCACAUGUAGAUGAAGCAGCAGGUGGCAUCUGGCAAUCAGAAGCCCAAACUCCCUUUGAGUCUAAGAUGUGAUGACUUUGAUGAAACACAACUGAAAACAUGAGGGACUCCAUGUAGUCACUUGUCGUUCUCAUUAUGGAGUUUUACAGGCCAGCUACAGAAUUUUCCAAACAUUAUUUCUGACUGAGUUUAAUUUUUUUUCAAAUUUAAAGCGAUCCCUGACUUUCAACGACAGGGCACCCACCAAUGUUCUUGGGUCACCGAAGAACUUACUACCAUGAGCCUGUGCACAGAAUUUUAGGGGAGAAAAGGAUGAAUUUCUAUGACUGCUGGUCAGAUUGUAACAGGUCUCUAUUGAGCCAGAAUGUUUCAGAGCCGUGAUGAAGAGGAGCACUAUGGAGACUUUCUAGGUGACUUUCAGAGCAGCUGUUUCAAACACAUCAUUGUCCACUUGGGGGAACUGGUUUUUAGAAGGCUGGGAAUUGGCUUUUUUGAAAAGCAUCAUUAUCUUCCUGGCUGAUCCAGGAGAAAAUUAGAGAAAAAUAAUGGUUGUGGAUUUCUGAGGAAACAAAGGAAGGUAAAAGCUUUUUUUUUUUUUUUUAACUUUGCAUUGGCAAAACUACCUCUUCAGCAUUUUUGUUUAACUUUGGAUUCAAAAGCAUCUUACCAAUAAGGAUAAAUGUCAUAUACAUCAUUAAUAAAAUAUUGCUAUAAGCCAUAUAUGAAUGUUGCAUACAACUUUAGAGUUUGCAUUUAAUCCUGAAGUGAUCACCUCCUUUCCUGUCUAUUUACACUAUUUUCCCAUUUACUAAGUGGGGAGGGGGCUCCUUAUAUAGUGCUUCAUUGUUAGUAAGUCAAUAACUGUUGUUUCUGGGAUGUUCUUUUUGUGCAUUAAAAACUUCAAAAUUA
Molecule: messenger RNA, 3334 nt
Organism: Callithrix jacchus (white-tufted-ear marmoset)
Lineage: Eukaryota; Metazoa; Chordata; Mammalia; Primates; Cebidae
Source: RefSeq, a predicted model, not a curated record